AUGGCGAAUGUUGCAUUGAUAGGAGCUACUGGGAUGGUGGGCAGUCACAUCCUCACUAGCCUUCUCGAAAAUCCCGCUGUAGCUCGGGUGGAUACAAUCUCCCGCCGCACUCCAUCCGCUGCUGCUGCGGCACCACAGACACAACUCACCACUUUCGUAUCUGAUGAUACAUCUCGUUGGGCUGCUCAACUCUCUUCUCUCACUCCAACUCCAUCCAUCUUCAUAUCCGCCUUUGGCACUACUCGGGCGGCUGCUGGUGGAUUCGAGAAUCAAUACAAGGUGGAGCAUGGUCUGAAUGUAGAAAUGGCUCGCGCAGCGCGCGAUGCCGGUACGAAAGUCUAUGUCCUGAUUUCGUCUGGCGGGGCUAAUAAGGCAUCGUCUUUCGCGUAUCCUCGUAUGAAAGGCGAGAUUGAAGAAGACGUGAAGGCCCUGGGGUUUGAGAGAACGGUGAUUUUGCGCCCUGGUCUGAUAUCCGGCCAACGGCAGGAGAGUCGACCAGCGGAAGCAGCAUUCCGGUUCAUUGCUGGCAUUGCCGGGAAAGUUCACUCGGGAUUGAAAGAUGGAUGGGCUCAAGAUGCAGACGUUAUUGCUCGAGCAGCGGUCAAUGCAGGUCUCAAAGCUCUGGACGGUGAUGUUCCUCCUGGUAGCGAGAAACUAUGGAUUUUGGGCGGCAGUGACAUCAUCAAAUACGGGGGAAAGAAAUAA
Messenger RNA from Aspergillus fischeri NRRL 181, 705 nucleotides. RefSeq lists its product as uncharacterized. NCBI's taxonomy places the organism in Eukaryota, Fungi, Ascomycota, Eurotiomycetes, Eurotiales, Aspergillaceae. Gene Ontology annotation, cellular component: cytoplasm. Gene Ontology annotation, biological process: import into nucleus. The coding region runs from base 1 to 705 and encodes 234 amino acids. The record is from RefSeq and is a predicted model, not a curated record. The transcript has 2 exons.